Echinops telfairi (small Madagascar hedgehog) is the source of this 3283-nucleotide messenger RNA. RefSeq names its product killer cell lectin-like receptor 2. The record is from RefSeq and is a predicted model, not a curated record. The transcript is spliced from 6 exons. NCBI's taxonomy places the organism in Eukaryota, Metazoa, Chordata, Mammalia, Afrosoricida, Tenrecidae.
AAGGUUGUAACACAAAACAUCUUUCCUUUCUUCCUUUAGAGAUGAGUGAUCAGGAAGUGACUUACUCCACGCUGAGAUUUCUUCGGUCUCCAUCAGGCGCACAGAAUUGAUUCAGGCCUGAUGGCCCUGAAAGGCCGGAGGAAACUGUGGGCAAAGAGUGUUCCGUGCCCUGGCGUCUCAUUGCAGUGACUCUGGGGACCCUCUGUUUGCUUCUGUUGAUGACAGCUGCGGUGUUGGGGACGAAGAUUUUUCAGUAUAUUCAAGAAAAAAAUCACCAGGAGGAAAUUCUGCGAAACCUCAGUCUAAAUUACUACAUUAUGCAAAACAGCAGCUACUUAAAGGAGCAACGAAAGAAACAGGAUUCAAUGUCUGUAGAAAAGAACAGAUGCCAUAGAAAAACUGGGGUCUCUUCAAAAUCUGUGCAAAACAGAGGCAAACCAUCUGAAGACAAGUGGUCCUGCUGCGGAGUAAGCUGUUAUUAUUUUACCACUGAAAAUGAAACCUGGAACGAAUGUGAGAAGAUUUGCCAAAAUAAUACAUCAUCCCUUUUGAAGAUAGAUGACAACGAUGAAUUGGUUUUCAUUCGAUCCCAGGUUUAUACCAAUACAUACUGGAUUGGAUUAUAUGCUACAAAAGAGAAUCAAUGGCAAUGGGUUACUGAUGACAAACCAGCUACACUUAAUUACUCAAUAAUAAACUUGCCUUUGAAGACAGGACGAUGUGCAUUCUUAACCUCAACAAGAAUAACCAAUAUCAAUUGCCUUAACACCUACAACUGUAUCUGUGAGAAGACAAUUACUUAUUAUUUCCUAUGAUCUUCAUAGAUGAAAACCAAUGUGAAAAUUUUGUCAGUUUUUUGCUUGGUUACUGUAAAAAAUUGUGAUUAGAUUAUUUGCAAGUAAAUGUUUUUGACAUCUAGGCUAACCUAUUCUAUUGUGGAAGGAAAGAAAGACAGUCCGAAACAGUCAAAUACCCAUUGAUGAAUGAAUAAACAAUUUGUGAUAUGUCCACACAAUAGAAUACUACUCAGUUAAAACAAAAAAUGAACAAAAACAACAAAAUAAACCAAAACUAUGGAUGAUUCCAAAAUGAUGCUGAAAAAAGAAUCCAGGUACAAAAGAGUCUAUGACAUAUUAAAUUUUGUAUUAAAUUCUUGAAUAAGCAAAAAUAAUUAAUCAUGACAGAGGAGAUCACGGAUUGCCUAGAACCUCAAACUCUUUACCUAGUACCUUAGUGUGUUAGCCGGUUUGUACCUCUCAGGGGUUCUUUGUGGGAUCCUUAGAUGCCUGUGUUUUUUGAAUCUGUUACCUAGACCUCUCAGACAGCUUCUGGGAAAGCCACAAUCUCUGAGGACUACAUCUGUCACAGCCCCAGGUGAACAUGAUGGUGACCAUGCCAAUGACCGGCCCUUGAAAAGGUUAUGGAAACCCAUCUUUUAAUCAAAGAUCUAUAGCAAGUGUCAUCAGUGUCCUCAGCCCAGGAAGCUGGACCAGCAUCCAAUCAGGAGAGGCAGGUGGUCUGAGUGGCUCAGGGAAGCGCAACACACUAUGUCUGGCAUACUUUGCCAGUGAUGAAGUUUGUUUAUCUUCUGCUUUACUGCCACUUCAAGACCCUGAUGUUGAUUAUGCAUCCAUGCCCUGCACCCAUAACUCCCUAGUGCAGAGUGUUAAUAAGAAAUCAUCUGUUUAAUAUUAGGAAUAAUACAAUGAAUUCUGUGAUUCUUAAUACACUAUAUAAACAUCAUAGUUGAAACAAUUAAAAGCCAAAGAGUGAAGGAAAAUAGAUAUACACAAAUUAAAAUCCAUUUUGAGUGCAUUGUAAUUGUAAUAUUUUCACAAGCUGCCUGACUCAUGAUAGUCAAGACGGAUAGUAUCAUGUCUUCCUCCAAAUUCUCCAAAAUUAUUCUGUGGCAUCAGUUCAUAAUGUGGUCCACCUGUGUGCACACAGGAGCCCUGUGGCAUCAUGGGUUAAACCUAGCUAGGGCUGCUACCUGCAAGAGCGCCAUGUCAAGUCUGCCAGCUGCUUCGUGGGAGAAAGAGGAAUCUGUCUCCCCCUGUAACUACUUAUCACUUCCAUAACUAAAUGGAGCAAUUUGACUCUGCUCUGCUGGCUUGUCAUGAGUCCGAAUCAACUUAACAGCUGUGGGUUCUACGUGCACAAAGCAUCUGCCCGUACAUACCGUAAAAUAUUCCUUAGGAAGCUGAAUGCCGCCAACAUCAUGACAGUAAAAACACUGCAUGAUUGCAUUAUCUAUAUGCUCACUUUUACAAUACAUAGACUAAGAUGUUUAAUGUCCAAAUGCAGAGAAUGCUGAUUUUUUCAGUUAAAAAAAUGAUAGUCAAUAUAUAUGUGAUAAAGUUUUCCAUUUUAACAUUCUUCACAUAUACAAUUAAAUGACGUUAAUAGUCUUCAUGACAACCAUCACUAUUAUUUGUUUCCAGAAUUUUCCAUCACCCUUAACAGUAGCUCAGUGUCCCCCUGAGCUUCUGCUUCUCCUCCCCCUCCCCCUGAUAAGCACUAGCUACUGUUGAGUUGCUUACACUUGACUCUGCUAGAUAUUUCAGAUCAGUGGAACCCUGUAUUUGUCUUUUUGUGGUUUAUUUACUUUACUCUGCGUGAUGUGUUCCAGAUCCAUUCAUAAGGAAUUCUGAUUUUUAUUCAUUAGAUAAAUAAUAUGAAAUCCCAUAUGUCAAGUAAAGAAAAGAUAAUGGCAAAAUGUUAGGGUAAAUUACUGUGCAUUUAUCAGAAUGGCUAAAAUGUAAAAUUCAACAACAUCAAAUGCUGGCAAGCAGCAGAGGAGCGGGUCACUCACAUAUGGCUAGUGGGCAGGUUGAACAAAAAGGUUCUGAAAUGGAUUGUGGUGAUGAUUGCACACAUCUUACUAUAAUGGAAUGAUGAACUUGUAUGCUAUGUGAAGUAUAUACCAAUCAAAUGUAGUAACUGAAAGUAGAAAGGUAAUGUACUGUGAACUGUAAUUUAUGCAACAGUAUUGCAAGCAUAAAACUCCAGCAAUGAAGACUAGAUGAGUAGUUUCCAGGGUCAGAAACACGCAUGAAAUAAUGGGGCAAGCCUGACCCUCCAAGGGCAGUGUGCGGGAUUCUUGUGAUCGCACCACUCUGUACCUUGAUUACAUUUAUGUCAUUUCCUGAUUGUGAUAUUUACCAUAGUUUUGUAAGCUAUACACAUUGGGAGGCACUAGGUAUAGGAUGCACAGUAUCUCUCUGUAUUAUGUACUGUAUGUGAAUCUAAAAUUAAUUCAAAAUAAAAAUUGGUAAGAUUCUAA